CUAUAAAGCCUCUCACUUGGCUGUGUACACUCAGACUAAUAGGUAACUCUAUAGCAUUGAAAAAGAAUCCUAGCCAACUGGAUAUAUCUACUGUAUGCAACUGGAAGCCAUUGGGAUACAUAUUACUCUUUUCCUUCACAACCUCCCAGUGAAGUGAAUUGUUUUAGACUGAGGCUCUAGCCAAUAUGAAAGUGGCUCUUCAAACCAUCAUCUGCGGGUGUGUUCUAGCCACAGUUCUACCUCUGGUGAAAGGCACCAAAGCUGGCCUCAACUCCAACAUGAAAAAGAGAUUUAGAGGCUGGCUACAGAGCCGCACGAGAGCAGAUCUCCACAGCAGCUCUGCCGUAGACUCAGGGAUCCUCAGUGGACCAGGGCAGAGAGAGGAGACAGACUCCUCUGUAUUUCAUUCCAGGUCCAGAAGAUCCAUUGUGACCUCAGUGAAAAGACCUGGCUGCUCUCUGGGCACAUGCACCCUGCAUGAACUGGUCCAUCGGCUGCACAUCCUCAACAACAGGUUAAAGGACAACAGAGCCCCGGAGGAUAAGAUCAGCUCGCAGGGUUACGGUCGCCGCCGCAGGUCUCCACGGUCGCUCCCACAGCGCUAUGCUUUUCUAACUCUCCCAGCAGGGAGAGUGAGAUUGGGAUGGAGCAUCGAGUGCAGCCAAGGACUCCAUCUACAGGCCACCCUGCUCAGACAAACUUGAGUCAUACAGAGAAAAGGAAGAUGAGUUUCAAUCUAGUGAAUGUCAGGCGCUUUUUUUAUGUGUUUGGCUGGCUGAGAUCUACUGAGGUCCUAUUCCUGAGCAUUCCUUUCCUGUGUGGGGGAACGGAUGGACAAAGUCAAUGGAGCAGGAAGCGAAUUUCAUGCCACUGUGGAUAAAAGGGAAGCGAUAAGAAGUGUCUCUGUGUGUGUGUGUGUGUGUUGAUUUUUCACUCUAACAUUUCUAGUGUUGAUUCAGGUCAUAAAUUAACUCCGUAAGUGUUAAAUUAAAACUCAUUGUUAUAAAA
Molecule: messenger RNA, 1008 nt
Organism: Coregonus clupeaformis (lake whitefish)
Lineage: Eukaryota; Metazoa; Chordata; Actinopteri; Salmoniformes; Salmonidae
Product: pro-adrenomedullin-like
Exons: 4
Coding region: 186-704 (172 amino acids)
Biological process (GO): adenylate cyclase-activating G protein-coupled receptor signaling pathway; positive regulation of heart rate; adrenomedullin receptor signaling pathway
Cellular component (GO): extracellular region
Molecular function (GO): adrenomedullin receptor binding; hormone activity
Source: RefSeq, a predicted model, not a curated record